ACAAGAAAACGCAGCCGGCUCCGAGCGCGGGUGAUAGAUGACUCGCUGCUGAAAGGGCAGGCGCAGCACACGGCCGGACUGCCUGGUUCUUCCAAAAAAAUAGAUUUCCUUUUUUUUUUCUUACCCGGUGAUAGAGGGAUCCAGGACACAAUCCCUCUUGUUUCCCUCCACCCUCUUGUUAUCCGGCUUUGGGUGCUUGCCCCGCGCAAACCCUCAGGAACGACGCGAAAAUGCCUCCAAUCGAGAACGACGCAGGGAAGAAUGACCUCAAACUGCGAAUACAGCAGCUAAUCGAGUCCAACCCGGUGAUGGUUUUCAGUAAAAGCUCCUGUCCGUUUUGUGUCAGGGUGAAGGAUUUAUUCAAAGAGCUCAAAGUGGAGUGUAACGUGGUGGAGUUGGACCUCAUAGACGAGGGAACGAACUACCAGGAGAUGCUGCUGGAGAUGACCGGACAGAGGACGGUCCCCAACGUCUUCAUCAACAAGAAGCACGUCGGCGGCUGUGACAAAACCAUGCAGGCUCACAAAGAUGGCAGCCUGCAGCAGCUCCUGAGCGGACAGGCGGAGGAGAACCAAGACGACCAAGCUUACGACUACGACCUGAUCGUCAUCGGGGGAGGGUCGGGAGGUCUUGCGUGCUCCAAGGAAGCGGCCAAUUUGGGGAAGAAGGUCAUGGUGUUGGAUUAUGUGGAGCCCACCCCUAAAGGAACCACCUGGGGUCUGGGAGGAACCUGCGUGAAUGUGGGCUGCAUUCCUAAGAAGCUGAUGCACCAGACGGCGCUGCUGGGCACGGCCUUGGAGGACGCCCGCAAGUUCGGCUGGGAGUUUGACGAGAACGUCAAACAUAACUGGGAGACGAUGAAGACGGCGGUGAACAACUACAUCGGCUCUCUGAACUGGGGCUACCGGGUCGCUCUGAAAGAUAAGAACGUCAACUACGUCAACGCCUACGCAGAGUUUCUGGAGCCGCACAAAAUCAAGGCGACCAACAAAAGAAAGAAGGAGACGUUUUACACGGCAGCAAAGUUUGUCCUGGCGACGGGUGAGAGGCCGCGUUAUCUGGACAUCCCUGGAGACCGAGAAUACUGCAUCACCAGUGACGACCUUUUCUCGUUGCCUUACUGUCCCGGGAAGACUCUGGUCAUCGGGGCUUCCUACGUGGCCUUGGAGUGCGGCGGCUUCCUGGCCGGGCUCGGCCUGGACGUCACCAUCAUGGUGCGCUCCAUUCUGCUGCGAGGGUUCGACCAGGACAUGGCCAACCGGGCCGGCGAGUACAUGGAGGGCCACGGCGUGAAGUUCAUCCGCAAGUUUGUCCCCGUGAAGAUCGAAGAGCUGGAGGCCGGAUCUCCUGGCAGACUGAAGGUGACGGCCAAAUCCACAGAGACCGACGAGAUCAUCGAGGGCGAGUACAACACCGUUCUGAUCGCCGUCGGGAGGAACGCGUGCACGGAUAAGAUCGGUCUGGACAAGGCGGGCGUCAGAGUGAACCCAAAGAAUGGAAAAAUUCCAGUCAACGAUGAAGAGCAGACCAACGUGCCUCACAUCUACGCCAUCGGAGACAUCCUGGAGGGUAAAUGGGAGCUGACGCCCGUAGCCAUCCAGGCAGGAAAGCUGCUGGCACGCCGCCUCUACGGGAAUUCAACACUCAAGUGCGACUACAUCAACGUUCCCACCACCGUCUUCACCCCGAUGGAGUACGGCUCCUGCGGCCUGCCUGAGGAGAGAGCCGUGGAGCUGUACGGACUGGAGAACAUCGAGGUGUACCACACUCUGUUCUGGCCUCUGGAAUUCACAGUUCCCAACAGAGACAACAACAAGUGCUACAGCAAGAUCAUCUGCAACAAACUCGACAACGAGCGAGUUAUUGGGUUCCAUUAUCUGGGCCCAAAUGCAGGGGAGGUGACUCAGGGCUUCGGCGCCGCCAUGAAGUGCGGCAUCACAAAGGAUCAGCUGGACGGCACCAUCGGCAUUCACCCCACCUGUGCUGAGGUCUUCACCACUCUGCAGGUGACGAAGAGCUCCGGUGCAGACAUCAAACAGGCCGGCUGCUGAGGUUAAACCCCGCUCGUUUAGCGAGUUGCUCUGCCGUUACACUCUCCGGUCUCCCAGUCGGCCUUAAAGCCUCGCCUCGCCUCAACAUCCGAGUUUACAGCGCCGGCGUUUCUCAGGACUAGCGAGGCCGGCCCAAAGAUGCGCGAGGCUCAGAGAGUUUGACGUGGAGGGCAGCUCGCUGAACAGCGGGGUCACUCUGCCUGCUGGGCUUCAGCGGCGUGUUCUCAGAGGAGCACCAGCACACGCCGUGUGUUCUGGUGCUGUUUGUGACGUCCUGGCUCGUAACCUGCAGCACUGAGGAGAGCCAGGAUCGAUGUCCCUCUGGAGAAACACCCGAUGGAGGCCCAGACCCUUCGUCCAACAGCCCCCCCCACCCAGCUGUAUCCAACCACUGCUUACACAGACUGAAGGCUAGCUUCCGCACAAACAGGAUUUGAUUGGACACAAGGCUCUGAUGUCCUCAUCAUUCCACAUAUCGGCUGUCCCAGAUUUGAGAUCAUCUCUGUAUUUAUCUUUGCUGUGUUGGUCUGCAGACUUCACGGUCUUUGAAGUCCCAAUCUUUUUACUGUUAAUUUAACUCAUCAGUUGCAGCUUCUUUCUGUCUCUCCGUGUUGUAUAUAAGAAUAUUUAGUAUUCUGAUUACUAUCAGUGAGAUGUUUGUUGCUUUUCAAAGCUCUGUACUUUUUUUUUUUUUUCUUUUCUCCUCUCAACAGUUAAUAAAGAAUAAACUCUU
Molecule: messenger RNA, 2784 nt
Organism: Oryzias melastigma (Indian medaka)
Lineage: Eukaryota; Metazoa; Chordata; Actinopteri; Beloniformes; Adrianichthyidae
Gene: txnrd3
Product: thioredoxin reductase 3
Exons: 16
Coding region: 231-2051 (606 amino acids)
Biological process (GO): cellular response to oxidative stress; cell redox homeostasis; glutathione metabolic process
Cellular component (GO): mitochondrion; cytosol
Molecular function (GO): glutathione-disulfide reductase (NADPH) activity; flavin adenine dinucleotide binding; thioredoxin-disulfide reductase (NADPH) activity
Source: RefSeq, a predicted model, not a curated record